Desarmillaria tabescens is the source of this 3485-nucleotide messenger RNA. RefSeq lists its product as uncharacterized. The transcript is spliced from 7 exons. The record is from RefSeq and is a predicted model, not a curated record. Gene Ontology annotation, cellular component: plasma membrane. The coding region runs from base 223 to 3192 and encodes 989 amino acids. Gene Ontology annotation, molecular function: ATP binding; ATP hydrolysis activity; P-type proton-exporting transporter activity. NCBI's taxonomy places the organism in Eukaryota, Fungi, Basidiomycota, Agaricomycetes, Agaricales, Physalacriaceae. Gene Ontology annotation, biological process: proton export across plasma membrane; regulation of intracellular pH.
CGGUGGCGGCAAUGUUUCAGGUUUACUUUUUUACCCGAUCUCCGAUAUCCGAUCCGUGGUCUGAAAUAAAACCCAACAUAGCUACCCCCGACAGCAUUCUCUUCCCCCUCCCACCAUCGUCGUCCGCUCUGUCUCUUUUUUCUCUCUAGUCACUGCGCUGCCCGUGAAGGGACCUUUCCCGCCGCCUCUCUUCUCCCCUACUCCCACUUAUCGAUAAUUGCAAUGUCCUCCAACGUCGAAAAGGAACCGGGUGAUGUCCAGCCUGAGGCUGGCACCCCACCUGCAGCUGAACCAAAGAAGAGAGAGUACAAGGACUUUGGCCAUGAUGAGGAAAAAGUUACCCACGCUAAUGUGGAUAUGUCAACUAUUGAGUUGAAGGCAGAGGACCUAUACGAUAAGGAAAAAGUAGAUUUGGAGACUAUUAUCAUCGACGAUGUCUUCAAGCUGCUGCAAUGCGACGAGAACGGUCUCUCUCAGGACGAAGCCCAGCGUCGUCUUGAGCUUUUCGGUCCCAAUAAGCUUGAAUCCGAGGAACAGAACCCCAUUCUCCAGUUCCUUAGUUUUAUGUGGAACCCGCUCUCAUGGGUCAUGGAAGCUGCUGCUCUCGUCGCUAUCGCCCUCUCUAAUGGCGAGGGUCGUGCUCCUGAUUGGCAGGACUUUGUCGGUAUCAUCUUGCUCCUGUUUAUUAAUUCCGCCAUUGGUUUCUAUGAGGAGCGUAACGCUGGGAAUGCCGUUAAGGCCCUUAUGGACUCGCUCGCUCCUAAGGCCAAGGUCAAGCGUGCGGGUUCUUGGUCAGAAAUAGAGUCGGCGGAUCUUGUCCCGGGUGACAUGGUCUCCUUCAAGAUCGGUGACAUUGUCCCCGCCGACUGUCGUCUCAUUGAAGCCAUCAACGUGUCCAUCGACCAGGCUGCUCUCACUGGUGAAUCUCUUCCUCAGUCCAAAAAGAGUGGCGACCAGUGUUUCUCUGGUUCUACUUGCAAACAAGGUGAAGCCGAGGGUGUUGUCAUCUCAACUGGUGCCAACACUUUCUUCGGUCGUGCCGCUUCCCUUGUCGGCCAGGAUGAUGACACCACCGGUCAUUUGCAGAAGAUUUUGGCUCAAAUCGGGUCUUUCUGCUUGGUCGCCAUUGGCAUUUUCGUCCUCCUCGAAAUCGUCAUCUUGUACCCUCGCUUCCACUACACUUAUCGUCGCGGUCUCGACAACAUCCUUGUCCUCUUGAUCGGUGGCAUUCCCAUUGCUAUGCCCACUGUCUUGUCCGUCACUCUUGCAGUUGGUGCCCAGCAGCUCGCCAAGCAUAAGGCCAUUGUCACUCGUAUCACCGCCAUUGAAGAGUUGGCUGGUGUUACCAUCCUGUGCUCUGACAAGACUGGCACCCUCACUACCAACAAACUUACUAUUGAUAAGGACACCAUUCGUACCUACGGUCCGUUCUCUGCCGAUGACGUCAUCCUCCUCGCCGCCUAUGCCUCCCGUACCGAGAAUCAGGACGCUAUCGACUCGUCUGUCGUCCAGGCUAUUGGCGACCCAGCCAAGGCCCGUGCUGGCAUCAAACUCCUCGACUUUAAGCCUUUCAACCCCGUCGACAAGCGUACCGAAAUCACUUAUCGUGAGGAGUCCACGGGCAAGCUGAAGCGUGUCACCAAGGGUAUGACUGGUAUCAUCAUCGAACUUUGCACUCGUAACAAGACCGAGGAGUUGGAGAACAGGUUGGAGGCCGAUGUUGAGGAGUAUGCUACCCGUGGUCUUCGUGCUCUCGCUGUCGCGUUUGAAGAGGUUGAUGGUGAUGAUUUUGAGGCCGAGGGUAACGGAUUUGAGCUUAUUGGUCUUCUUGCCAUUUUCGAUCCUCCCCGUGACGACACCAAGCAAACUAUUGAUGACGCCAUGGCGCUCGGUGUCAAGGUCAAGAUGGUUACCGGUGAUCAGCUCGCUAUUGCAAAGGAAACCGGUCGUCGUCUUGGCUUGGGUGACCACAUGUACCCUGCCAAGGUGCUCAAGGAUGGGCCCGCGCCAGGCAGCAAGCACGGUUCUUUGGAUGAGAUGAUCAUGGAUGCCGAUGGUUUCGCUGGAGUCUUCCCAGAGCACAAGUACGAGAUUGUCAAGCGUCUCCAGGGUUUGGGUCACUUGUGUGCCAUGACUGGCGAUGGUGCCAACGAUGCCCCUGCUCUAUCCCGUGCUAAUGUUGGUAUUGCCGUCGAAGGUGCUACUGAUGCUGCUCGUGGUGCUGCCGAUAUCGUCUUGACGGAACCGGGUCUUUCCACCAUCGUCCAUGCUAUCCGUGGUUCUCGUAUCAUUUUCCAACGUAUGAGGAACUACUCCAUCUAUGCUUGUGCUGUUACUAUCCGUAUCGUUGUCUGUUUCGCCGUUUUGGCCUUCGCGUACCAGUUUGACUUCCCGCCAUUCAUGGUUCUUAUCAUUGCGUUGUUGAACGAUGGUACUAUCAUGACUCUCUCUGUCGACCGCGUACUACCCUCCAAUACUCCGGAUAGUUGGGACCUGGCCGAGAUUUUCGCGUACGCUGUUGCCUAUGGUUUGUACUUGACCAUGUCGACAAUUGCCUUGGUCAUUAUUAUCAUGGAAACCACUUUCUUCCAAGACAAGUUCGGUGUCUCGCUUGAAACAUCCCCUGUCCAGGCCAAUGACCGCCAACUUCACAUGGUUGUCUAUCUCCAAGUUGCCAUUAUUUCGCAAGCUUUGAUUUUCGUUACUCGGUCGCACGGAUUCUUCUUCAUGGAACGCCCUUCCGCUGCCCUCUUCUUGGCUUUCUGUGUGGCACAGCUCGUGUCUUCGAUCAUCGCUGCCUACGGUGACUGGGGCUUCACCGAGAUACAGGGCAUUUCUGGUGGAUGGAUUGGCAUUGUUUGGGUCUGGAACAUCGUCUGGUUCUUCCCUCUCGACUACAUCAAGUUCGGUAUGAAGGCCACUGUCAUCAAGUUCCUCCGCGAACGCCGUGCACGCCAAGUCGCCGCCGCUUCUCAUGAGGGCGUUCCCAUCACCCGUACCCAAUCCCGUGUUGCCUCUAUCAACGAGUCUCUCUACUCCAACCGUGUGUCCUUCAUUAAGAGGGCCGCACGGAAGGUUGGCUUUGGUGGUAGAAUUACGAUGAAGCCUGAGGAGUUGCAGCGCUUCAGCAGUAUCCAAGCCCAGCGUGUUGGUGCGACAUUGGCUCGUAACCCCUCACGCACUGCUGCUUAAACAACGUGAGAGAAGAGAGAAGUUUGUGUGAGGAGUCUGGGAGGCGAUUAUCUCGAUUUGUUCGCUCGUUCCUGCCAUCCUCGUUAUCUUAGCGGAGCUGGUGUCAUUUACUUUAUUGUCUCUCCUUUACGUAUCAUUAGAUCCUCCACGCGCGUUAUUUUUUUAAACAUUACCAGUUGCAAUGCUAGGACAUGACACCAGAUAUCCACAAAGGUAAGGGGAGGUGAGUGUUUGUAGAAGGGCGGCUUGGUGAUUGUUCCUGACUGCUACCAGGUGUACAAUUUUUGUUUGUU